AUGUAUUCCAACCCCCUCCUCCUGCUCCUUGCCCUCCUAGGGCCAACCGCCAUCCUAGCCCAACUCAACGUCCUCGCCCGAAAAGCCGGCAAGCUCUACUUCGGCACGGCAACCGACACGGGCGAGCUCGGCAAUACGACCUACUACUCGAUCCUAACCAACACAUCCGAGUUCGGGCAGCUGGUUCCAUCCAACGGGCAGAAAUGGAUAUUCACCGAGCCCUUGCAGGGAGUAUUCAACUUCACCGAAGGCCACAUUGUGACAGACAUUACCCAAAAAACGGGCCAGUUGCUCAGAUGCCAUAAUUUGGUCUGGCACAGCCAGCUGGCGCCGUGGGUCGAGAACACGACGUGGACGGCCGAGACGCUGGCGCCGAUGCUGGAGGAGCAUGUCUUUAGGGAAGCGAGAGAGUGGAAGGGGAAGUGCUAUGCGUGGGAUGUGGUGAAUGAGGCGUUGGAUGAAGACGGGAGCUUUAGGGAGUCGGUCUUCUUCGACAUAUUAGGGCCGGAGUUCAUUAAAAUUGCAUUUCGGGCAGCCGCGAGGGCGGAUCCAGGUGCCAAGCUCUACUAUAAUGACUACAAUAUCGAGAGUCCUGGGAACAAGUCGGCGGCCGCGCGGACUAUUGUCAAGAUGCUGCAGGAUGAUGGGAUUAAAGUUGAUGGUGUGGGACUGCAAAGUCACUUCGUUGUGGGCAGCACACCGAGUAUUGAUGAGCAGAUUGAGACGAUGAGAGGGUAUGCGGAUUUAGGAGUUGAGGUGGCGAUCACGGAGCUGGAUAUCAGAUUGGAUUUGCCCGCAAAUACGUCUAAUUUGGCGCAGCAGAAGGAGGAUUAUAAGAAGACGGUGGGGGCUUGUAUGCAAGUUAAGGAGUGCAUUGGGAUCACGGUGUGGGAUUUCUGGGAUCCGGUCUCGUGGGUCCCUAGCGUCUUUGAAGGUCAGGGGGCGGCGACAUUGUAUUUCGACAACUUCACGAAACAUCCUGCUUAUUACGGAGUUGUUGAGGCUCUGACCAACAAGACGGAUGGUGGGAAACCCGGGUGUAAGUCGAGGCGGGAGGCGAAGAGGAGUAAGCCUUCGUUCCCGUGA
Messenger RNA from Pseudomassariella vexata, 1086 nucleotides. Its product is annotated as glycoside hydrolase superfamily. The record is from RefSeq and is a predicted model, not a curated record. The transcript is spliced from 2 exons. Gene Ontology annotation, molecular function: hydrolase activity, hydrolyzing O-glycosyl compounds. NCBI's taxonomy places the organism in Eukaryota, Fungi, Ascomycota, Sordariomycetes, Amphisphaeriales, Pseudomassariaceae. The coding region runs from base 1 to 1086 and encodes 361 amino acids. Gene Ontology annotation, biological process: carbohydrate metabolic process.